Messenger RNA from Galdieria sulphuraria, 1733 nucleotides. RefSeq lists its product as hypothetical. Gene Ontology annotation, biological process: centriole replication. The coding region runs from base 17 to 1651 and encodes 544 amino acids. NCBI's taxonomy places the organism in Eukaryota, Rhodophyta, Bangiophyceae, Galdieriales, Galdieriaceae. Gene Ontology annotation, cellular component: centriole. The transcript has 3 exons. The record is from RefSeq and is a predicted model, not a curated record.
GAGAAAAGUCAAACAAAUGACUACGCUCUGUUAUUCUUCUAACCAUACUCAAACAUUGUUAGUCAAGGUCAUUUCUUUGAAUGGAGAACAUAACAAGAUAACGGUUACCAUCACUACUUGUUAUGAAACCCAAAAUGUAGCCAACAAAAUAUUUCGUUUGAAACUUUUCGACGAAAAAGACCCCUUUUUAUUUUACGAAUGUUAUUGGGAUGAAGAUAGUUUUCUCGUCUUCAAACACCAACAAAACCUGUUGGUGGAUUUUCAAGGUUUUGGGAGCAAAUUUCACGAGUUGUUGUCCAACUGUCGAGAGGAUAAGGAAAGGUUUCAAGCCACUUUAUCCAUGAAAGACAAAGAAUUGGCAACUUUGAUAAUUGAAGAAAACACUCGAUUCCGGACACUGACUUAUCUAUCUGUUGAUUUAAAUGUUGCGAGCCACGAGACGAUACAUAAUCAUUUUAAAUUAUCGCUGAAUAGACUAUACGGAAUGAUAGAGAAUAUGCAGUCGCAAGUUGCUCAUUUGGAAACUCAGUUGGGACAAGAGAAGAGUAAAAAUGAGCAGCUUUCCAAUCAGUUGCAUCAACUUGAAUCAGAUACUGAACGUCAAUUGGAAGAUUGGAAAAGAGAAAAGGAACGACAGUUGAACCAAAUUAGAGAAGAGAAGAAAGCUGAAAGAGAGAAAUUAUGGGAAGAUUUGGAAGCACAGAAAAGAGAAGAUAUAAAAGUGUAUCAAGAUGAAGUCCUUGUUUGGAAACAAAAAGCUGAACAAUGGAAUACCGAAGUAACUCAUUUACGAGAGUUGUUGGAACAAACUCAAAAAGAACUGAAAGGAAUGCGUUCCAAAAGAGAUGAACUAGAGUCACAAUUUGAUCAAGCUAAAGCUGACUUGAAAACUAUGAAACAAGAGAAAGAACAUUACUUAUUAGAUUUGGAACAAAAGACUAGCCGUUUGGAAGAGUUGGAAAGACGGAAUCGGGAAUUGUCUACUCAAAUAGAAGAAUGGCAAACCCAAUCAGAGUUUCAGACUCGUGAAUGGGAAAAGGUAAUGAAAUAUCAAAGGACAGAACAGAAUACUAAAGAAGCUUUCAAGGAUAAAGAAGAAAAAGAAAAUUUGAAGACCCAGUUGGAAUUGUAUCGGAUGAGUCGUAGUCGUUUGGAAGAAAAACUCAAAAGUUCUAUUGGAGAAAUCAACAAAGGCAACAGUAUCAUUGAAAAACUUCAAGAAGAGUUGAAGAACGCGAGACAAAAGGCAAAAAUGAAGACAACCAUUGCCAAUCAACAAGAACAACUAUUACAAGAGAAACAACAUAAAAUAGAACAACUCAUACAAGAGAUGCAAGUUUUGAAUCAAAAAGUCUCAAGCAAAGAACGCGAGUUGGAGCAUUUAAAUCAAUCUUUCCAGACUUGUAAUGCGAAAUUGGAGGAAAACCAAAAAGUAUUGGAAAGUAACCAGCAAUUGAUCAAUUGGCUUAAUAAGGAAUUGAAUGAACUGCAGUUGUCUAGUCAGAUUUUUUCGAAGCCUUUGAAGUCUUCAUUUGCGACCUUUCCUUCAGCAGCAGCCUACAAUAAGAAAGAUCGUUCUGCUUCCAAUCCUUUGGAUAACAAUCCUUCUGCUGCCACAAGUAGAAAAGAAACAUUAGUGGAUAAAGCAUGAAACUCAUUUGACCCAAAAUUGUUAUGAUGACUUUCUUGUAUAUUUGUGAAUGAAAUAAAUAGAUAAAAAAUGGAUUGAGGAA